GCAAGUCCUUGAGGUGUUUACUUUAAAAACACCGAUCUGGACCACUAACAACUACCGAACUGCCACAGCUGGAGGAUUUUUGAAAAAUUAAAAAACCAAAGCAAAACAAAAAAAUCCCGCAUACUUAGGAUACUUCUGUAAAUCGAGCACAGAGCGCAGUCGUUUGCACUAAUGCAAAUCUGCUCAGUCAGUGGAACCGCGUUAGUCACUUCCCGCACAAAGCUGCCCUGCCCCAUUUCAGCCGCCGAACGCCCAUUUCGGAAUCCCGCGGCGGCAGGAGCGGGGUACAAGGGGCGGCGGGAGGGGGCAGCGCCUCCGCCUCUUCCCGGGGAGCGGCCAUCCCGCCCACCGGCGGGCGGGAUACUUAAAACUGCGCGGGAGCUGCUGGGAACCCCCUGGGCUCCCGCUCCGAAAAGCCAUGUCCACCCCCGCCAAGCGGCACCGCCAGAGCCCCGCCGGCUCCCUCGACUCCAGCUUCCAGAAGCGCCUCAGGAAAGUUUCCAUCGAGGGGAACAUCGCUGCAGGGAAGUCAACGUUUGUCAGGCUGCUGGAGAAGCACAGCGAUGAGUGGGAGAUCAUCCCCGAGCCCAUCGCCAAGUGGUGCAAUGUCCAGACAGCCGAGGAUGAGUAUCAGGAACUUUCAACAUCUCAGAAGAGCGGAGGAAAUCUGCUUCAAAUGCUGUACGACAAACCCACAAGAUGGGCUUACACCUUUCAGACUUAUGCUUGCUUGAGCCGAGUAAGAGCACAGUUAAAACCAGUCUCAGCAAAGCUACAGGAAGCAGAACAUCCAGUGCAAUUUUUUGAGAGAUCUGUGUACAGUGACAGAUACGUAUUUGCUUCUAACCUGUUUGAGUCUGGAAACAUUAAUGAAACAGAGUGGUCUAUUUAUCAGGACUGGCACACAUGGCUCUUGAACCAGUUUCAAUCAGAUAUAGAACUGGAUGGCAUGAUCUACCUCAGAACCACACCCCAGAAAUGCAUGGAAAGGCUACAGAUGAGGGGAAGAGAAGAGGAACAAGGAAUUGAGCUUGAGUAUUUGGAAAACCUCCACUAUAAACACGAAACCUGGCUCCAUGAAAGGACUAUGAGAGUUGAUUUUGAGAACCUUAAAGAGAUUCCUAUUCUAGUUUUGGAUGUUAAUGAAGAUUUUAAGAAUGAUGAGAUUAAACAGGAGUACCUGAUCGAUAAGGUCAAGUCUUUCCUGACUUCUUAAGAAGAUGAAAAUUAAUUUAAACAACAAGUCCCUGAAGUUCCAGAUUUAGACUUAAUCAGUGUGUUCAAGAAUUUACUUUAACCAAAUGCAUUACCUGUAUAGCUUAUUUUAAGGCAAAACUGAAAUGUAAAAUAUCAUUUGCGGUUUUUUUUCCCUUGUCUGACUUCGGUGAGUUUGAUAAUUUUCUGUAUAGCUAAAACGAACAAAUAUGGGGCGCUUCGAUAAUGUUUUUCCUGUGUAUUCUCCACUGUUUAAUAAAGACUUAAAAAUC
Molecule: messenger RNA, 1487 nt
Organism: Corapipo altera (White-ruffed manakin)
Lineage: Eukaryota; Metazoa; Chordata; Aves; Passeriformes; Pipridae
Product: deoxycytidine kinase-like
Exons: 7
Coding region: 419-1216 (265 amino acids)
Biological process (GO): nucleobase-containing compound metabolic process
Cellular component (GO): cytoplasm; mitochondrion
Molecular function (GO): ATP binding; deoxyguanosine kinase activity
Source: RefSeq, a predicted model, not a curated record